AGGAGAAGAAGAGGAACUACGACUAGAGGAGAGGAAGAGGACGUGUUUCGCACUUGCCAAAGUAACAAUUGGAUUUGUACGUAUUCAGAAACAGUCGUUUGCCUGUGCUUGUUAGCUAGUGCUGAUGUUAGCGUAACGUUGGUUCAGGUAUGUCCUCCCACAGUAGCGCUGCCGCGGGGAUUCACGUUCUUCUUUUAAAACUUCACGAGUCGCUUUCAGACGAAGAUGCUCGAGCUGCAGCUUUGAAAUGCCACGAUAUUGUGCGUGACCUGGGACAAGAGUGGCUUCCAACGCCGAACGAGAGUGAACUUGCUUUACAGACUUCCUUAUUGCUCUCCAAAGACUACGGACUGCUCAGCUUCCUCAGGAAGUCCAUGCAGUUAGAUGAGCUCCGGGACACCAGAGUGGAGAUCAUAUGUUUUUUAGAGGCAUUCUUGGACAGGGUUUCACCAGGAGUCAAAGGCUGGGAGAAGACUUAUGCCAUUGACAUACGAGACACUUGCAUCGCUGUCUACACAAAGGAUAAAGUAGCUAAAUGCAGGACUCCAGUGCUGGAGCUGCUUAUUAAGGUUCUCCAAAUAACAAAGGCCUCCAGUGUUGUUGCAGACUUCAGAAUUGGUGAAAUAUUCAACAGAUAUUAUGGCGAGCUUUGUGACAAGAGCAAACUACCAGAUUCUGUACUUGGUAAAAUCUACGAGCUGCUGGGGAUUCUUGCAGAGGCUCACCCUAGUGAGAUGGUCACCAACUCUGACAAACUCUACAGAGCCUAUCUAGGGGAGCUAAAGGAGCAGAUGACCUCUUCAACAAGAGAACCAAAGCUUUUAGUUGCUGCUGGAUGUUUGAGAGGAAUCACUGCCCUAAUGGUUAACUUCACUAAAACCAUGGAAGGAAACCCAGCAAUGUCUAAGGAGAUUUUUCAGUAUGCCCUGAAGGCAAUCAGUCCGCAGAUGGAAAUGAGUCGCUACGCUGUCACAGUUGCUGGGCUUAGAUUAUUUGCCAGACAUGCAUCCCAGUUCAGCAGCUGCCUUAUGGACCACUACAGAACUUUGUUCGAGGUCAUGUCGAAGCUCUGCGGACACAUCAAUGGUGAGAUGAAGAAGACGAGUUACUAUGCACUGGAGGCUUUCCUCAAACAGGUUGCAGUGCUGGUGGCAGAAGAUAUUGACAAACACAAAAGCAAGUUGAAGUUCUUCAUGGAGAAGUUCUGUGACAUCAUUAAGACUAUGAACUCCACACACAAAGAGUUGUCGAUUGCCAUACGAGGAUAUGGAUUCUUUGCUGCUCCAUGCAAGAAGGUUUGCCCACAAGAUGUUGACCUGAUGUUCACAGAGCUGAUUCAGCGCUGCAAGCAGAUGUACCUGACCGAGUCUGACGGGGAGGACGACAGCCUGUACCAGCUGCCCAGCUUCCUGGACUCUAUAGCCAGCGUCCUGAUUCAUCUGGACAAGGUCCCAGAGGUGUACACGCCACUCCUGGAACGUCUCCUCGUAGUGCAGAUUGACAGUUAUCCUCAGUACAGUGAGAGAAUGCAGACCACUUGCUGCAGGUCCAUCCUUAAGGUGCUGGUGGCCAUAGCCUCUAAAGGACCUGUGUUAUGGAGCUUCAUUAGUUCUGUGGUGCACCAGGGUUUGAUCCGAGUGUGUUCAAAACCCAUACUUUCAGAGGACAAAGACGGUGGAAAUGGUCCUUCUCAGUCUUCCCAAGUUCGUGCUGGAAAAUGGAAAGUUCCAUCUAGUCAGAACUACCUCGAUCUGUUUAAAGAGCUUUUAGACUGCGAUCACUUGAAGGAUUCUGGAUUUUUGGAUGGAGCAUUUGAAAGUCAGAACGCUGCUCUUGUGUCUUUGAGUCGACUUCUUUAUGAUGAGCUGAUGAAAUCAGUUAUCCGUGUUCUGGACAAAUUGGACUUGUCUGUGCAGAAAUUGACAACAGGAGAGGAGAACCCAGAUGAUGCAGCCCAUGUCCUGCCCUCUUCUGACCCCACAGCUCAUCUGGUGCCCAAUAAGGUCAAAGACUUCACAGCCUUUAUCAACCUCGUGGACUUCUGCAGCAAGCUGUUGCAGACUAAACACACGGAGUAUUUUGAGACGUGGAUGUAUCCCUUAAGCAAGGAAUUUAUCCUUCACUCCAUACAAAAUCCACUGGUCAGUGGCUUUUACAAACUGCUCUCUGUCAACAUGAAAAUUGCCAAGAGAAUCAAGUACUACCAGGGAGUUGACCUGAGAAGCUCUGCAUCCCCCCAGAGUGACAAAGUGAAAAGUGCUUGUUUUGAACUCUUCUCAAAGUUUGGAAAAGAGGUGUGUGUGAGAAUGAAGCAGUACAAAGAUGAGCUGCUGGCAUCCUGCUUGACAUUUGUCCUCUCCCUGCACCACAGCAUUGUGUGUUUGGACAUCAAGGCCUACUGCUCAGCUCUCGAGGCAGCUCUGAAAUUGGGUCUCAGCCAUGUUCCUUUGGCCGACGCAGCCCUGGAUGCCCUGGAAGACUGGUCGUCCCACAUUCCGUUGGAGACCAUGCAGCCCUGCUACACCAGUAUUCUUCCUCCACUGGAUGGAUACCUGAAAUCCACAGCCAACAACAACAAGGACGAGAGCCUCUGGGAGGUGAUGUCAUCAUCAUCUUCAAGACAUGACAGAGGGUACAGCAGAGUGAUGAUGAAGCUUCUGAAACGAUCCAACCAGCUUCCCACGGAAGAUGCUCCUCUAGCCCUGGUGAGGCUCAGGGUGGUGAAACUGCUUGGUCACCUGGGUGGAAAGCUGAACAGGAACCUUGUAACUGAGGCUUCAUCAGAGGAAGGCAUGAAGAAAUGUGUGGCCUGGGACUCUGAGAAAAGGCUGAACUUGGCGGUGCCAUUCACCGAUAUGAAGCCAGUCAUCUACCUUGACCCAUUUCUACCUCGUGUCAGUGAACUGGCUCUGUCCACAAGUGACAGACAAACCAAAGUAGCAGCUUGUGAGCUGCUCCACAGCUUGGUCAUCUACAUGGUUGGGAAGAGUGCUCAGAUGGUUGAAGAGAAGAAUAGUUUGUCGCCCAUGUACAAGUUACACAAGAGGCUGUUUCCGGUGCUGCUGCGUCUGUCCUGUGAUGUCGAUCAGGUAACCAGACAGCUCUUUGAGCCUCUCGUUAUGCAGCUGAUUCACUGGUUCACAAACAACAAGAAGUUUGAAAGCCAGGACACAGUAGCUGUUCUAGAUGCCAUACUGGAUGGUGUGGUUGACCCUAAGGACAGCACUCUGCGAGACUUCUGUGGCCGCUGCAUCGAAGAAUUUGUCAAAUGGUCAGUCAAACAGACCAUUCCAGUGCAGCAGGAGAAGAGCCCUGCCAACAUGAAGUCAUUAUUUAAGCGGAUCUACAGCUUGGCACUCCACCCCAGUGGGUUCAAAAGGCUUGGUGCUGCCUUAGCAUUCAACAAUAUCUACAGACUCUUCAGGGAGGAAAAUUCUUUGGUGGACCAGUUUGUCUUUGAAGUUCUUAUCAUAUUUGUCGAAAGUCUGGCUCUUGCACACACAGAUGAGCAAUCUAUAGGUACACUGCAGCAGUGUGGUAGUGCCAUUGACCAUCUGAAGAGGAUCAUCACAUACAAGGCCCCCGCUCUCAGUCAGCACAAUGCUAAGAGACGUGUUCCAAGGGGCUUUCCACCUGAUAAAAAGCUGUGCCUGACCGAUGUGGUUUUAUGGCUUUUGGAACAAUGUGGCCGACCUCAGACUAAAUGUCGCCACAAAUGCAUGGAGCUCUUUUAUGAGUUUGUUCCUCUCCUUCCAGGAAAGAAGUCUCCAUCUCAGUGGCUAGAUGACAUACUGAAGGAUGAGGGUAUAGUUUAUCUGGUCUUGCGGUUCGAAAGCGGAGGUCUUCUCUCCCAGCCCACCCUCAGAGAUCUGAUGGGCCCUUUCAGUGUCAGAGCCACCCUGCAGUGGAUGGACCUCCUGCUGGCUGCCCUCGACUGCUACACCACAUUCAUCCGCUUACACACAAUCAAGCCUCAACACAUGCUCUGCUCCAAAGACAAGUCAAGUUUUCUGAAAGCUGUUAAUUUCUUUUUAACUGAGCUGGCUACUCGAGACCUAGUAGCAGCAGAGUGCUGCUUCCCUCUCAGAGAAAAGGCUUCUCACUUCAGCCCUAGAGAGGUGGACCAGUACAACUACAGCAAGUGUACCAUCAUUGUUCGCCUGCUGGAGUUUGCCACAAUGAUUCUUGUCAAAGGAGAGCAGGAGUUGUGGAAGGCUCUGGAGCAAGAUAUUUUUUGCGCAGCUUUUUUUGAGCUGACUGCACUCGUGGUGUGUGAGCCAUCCGCUGUAGGUUUCAACGUGGCAGAUGUGGAGAUAAUAAAAAACUUACCAGGGGUAUGUGUUCCUCUGCUGAAGGCCCUGCUGACCUCAGUGUACCGUACUCGUCUUGAAAGCAGUUUGCAGACAAAGAUCUCACGUAAAAGUGUGGAGGAACUGUGUGCUGUGGACCUCUACCACUCUAGCACUCUGAGCCGCCAUGACCAGAUGGAGAUGGUUCUGUCUUCUUGUAAGCAGAUUGACAAAGCUGGCUUCCUCAGCUCCAUUCUGCACAGCCAGGAUUCAGGCUACGCCAAGUGCCUUGGGCACCGACUUCUUAUGACGGUGUAUAAAGGCAUAGCACCCGGCGACGACAGGAAGGCACUUCCAUCCUUGGACAUAAAUAGUAGGAGGGUAGCAGAUGGCUUACUUCAGCUUGCCUUUUCUCUUAGUCGACAGAGUGAGCUGCUGGUGGACUUGCUGUUGAACACUGUCAUGCUUUCUGUGCCGCUAUCUGGAAGUCACAGCCACAACUUCCUGAGCUUCUCACAUGGCGAGUAUUUCUACAGCCUCUUCCAGGUGACCAUCAAUACUGAGCUGCUGAGAAGCCUUGACAUCACAAUACCACGUUUCAUGGAAGCUUCCUCUAAGAAUCCCAGCAUGGUGAGUGUGUUGCUGAAUGGCAUGUUGGACCACAGCUUCAGAGAGCGCUCUGUAAGGAACACUCAGGGAAAACAGCUGGUUGAUGAGGUGCUAAGAAGGUGGAAUAGUCUGCAGUCAUGGUGGGAAGGAAAGGCUUGCACUCCAGAAAGCAAAACUGCUACUCUUUUGCUGCUCUCCAAGCUCCUGCAGAUUGAUUCCUCUGUCUGCUCCAGUGUCAACCAUGAAGCGUUCCAGUCUGUUUUCUCCACAUUCACUAUGCUACUCAUUGACAAGAAUCUGCCGCUGAAUCUCAAGAGUCAGGCUCUGUUGGUGUUGCCCUUCUUCACAACCCUCCCAGAGGAGCCGCUGGCCGAGCUGCAGACAGCCCUUGAUUCCCUGGUAGCUUCGCACUUUCCCAUGCAGUCUGAUGAGUUCGCUAAGGGUUCGCUUCACCGCAACAACUACAUGGACUGUGUCCGAAAGUUGCUGGAUGCCCUGGAGCUUUCAAAGAGCCCACUCCUGCUUCAGCUGCUGGCAGGAAUUCUGUGUCGGGACAGAAAACACAUCAUGGAGGAACAAUUCCAAACCUGUUUCCAAAGAAUUGCAAAGCGGUCAAACGUUGAGCGGCAGCUGAAGCUGCUGUGUACAGUGUAUGAAGUGAUCAAGCAGGGGGACGUGCCGGUGAACUCCGCGCUGCAGGCCAUGACGGAGAGGGUUCUGCUGCCGCUGGCCUCUCACUGCAGCACCAAGGCCCUUAAUGACUUCUUUGUGGCAAAUGUGUCUGACAUUAUUGCUUUGCUGCUCAGUCGCUUCACCAAGGCAAGCGAGACAGCAUUUGAGAUCCAGCUGCUGAAGAAGAACGGCUGCUACAAGCUGAUGGAGCUCCUGUAUUCUCGGCUUUCCAAAGAGGAGGUAUACUCCAAGGAAUCCCAGAUUAAUCAAGCCUACUGUCGUUCAGACAAGACAGAAGGGAAUGAGAUGUCCAAGAUCUUAAUAAAGUCAUGUUUUGAAGCAUUCACUGAGAACAUGGCUGGUGAAACUCAGCUCCUUGAACUCAGGAGACGUUAUCACUGUGCUGCCUACAACUGUGCCAUCGCUGUCAUCAGCUGCAGCUUCAGCGAGCCCAAAUUCUACCAUGGCUUCCUCUUCAGUGAGAAACCAGAGAAGAAUCAGUUCAUUCUGGAAAAUAUCAUUGAUGUUAAAAGGACCUACAGCUUUCCAAUUGAAAUUGAGGUUCCACUUGAGAGAAAGAAGAAAUACAUAAUGAUCCGAAAAGAAGCGAGCGAGGAGAGUGAAGAAGUGCCAGUUUACCUGUCCUCCCAGUCUUACAUGGCUGACAGCAGCCUUAGUGAGGAGAUGAGUCAGUUUGACUUCUCUACCGGAGUCCAGAGCUUUUCCUUCAGCUCCCAAAACCCAGAAGGGCAAAGACGCCUUGUUGGAAAAAGAGUUAGUGAGGAGACAGAGGAGACAGUUCCCUCCCAAGAUGCAAUGGUGGAUCUGGAGAUGGAUGAGCUAAACCAGCAUGAAUGCAUGGCAACCUUAACUGCCCUUAUUGGACACAUGCAGAGGAACAGCAUAACUCCCAAAGUUGAACAGGGAUGUGUGCCUAGUGAACUUCCCCCAUGGAUGAAAUUUCUGCAUGGAAAACUGGCAAAUCCAGCAACACCUCUGAAUAUUAGACUCUUCAUCUCAAAGCUGAUCAUCAACACCGAGGAGGUUUUUCGACUCUAUGCCAAGCACUGGCUGGGACCGCUGCUGCAGCUCGUUGUCUCUGCAAACAACGGAGGAGAGGGCAUUCAUUUUAUGGUGGUGGAGGUUGUGGUCACAGUGCUCUCUUGGACAAGCCUGGCCAGCCCUAAGGGUAACCCCAGAGAUGAAGUACUCGCCAACCGGCUGUUUGAGUUCCUGAUAAAGAACAGCUUCCACCACAAGAGGGCUGUUUUUCGACACAACCUGGAGAUCAUUCGCACUCUGGUAGAGUGUUGGAAGGACUGUCUGCAUGUGCCUUUCAGUCUUGUAUAUGAGCAGUUCUGUGGCACUGACCCAAACAGCAAAGACAAUUCUGUUGGACUUCAGCUCCUGGGAAUCAUCCUGGUCAACAGCCUCCCCGCGUAUGAAGCCUCAUGUGGAAUCGAAUAUGAGAGGUACAUCCAGGCUCUCACUAACAACCUGUCCUUUGUGAGGUAUAAAGAUGUCUACUCAGCUGCUGCUGAGAUUGUCGGCCUCGUCCUGAAGAAUAUGACUGACGCGGGAAAGCAGCAUCAAGAUCUUCUCAGUCUUGCUGAAAGCAAGAUAACAAAUCUAAAGAAAAAAGACCUGGAUGACAAGUUCAUUAUUUGCUUGAACAAAGUGUCAAAGCACUAUCCUCCAUUUAUGGACCGGUUUGUCAACUACGUGUUCUCCCUCCUGCCGAAGUUGCAUGGCAUCUUAAAGACUCACUGUUUGGAGUGCGUGCUGAGUCGGGCCGAUGUCAUCCCAGACAUCUUUCUGCAUUUGAAGACCACAGGCUUUAUCCAGUUGCUGGGCCACAGGGACGAAGCCAGGCAGAGGGUGUGUCUGGAUCUCAUUCACAAGAUUCUUAGCCGUCUGAGUCCACCUGAGCUUCAGGAGCUUGUGGGAGCCAUAACGGCCUUUGUCUCCCAUCCUUCGCCGGUGUGCAGAGAGAGGAUGUAUGACAUCCUUAUGUGGAUCCAGGACAACUACAGUGACACAGAGACCAUGGAAGACGACACCUCAGUAGAGAUUUUGAACACAACUAAGGAAACGCUGCUACAGGGACUUUCUGAAGAAAACCAGGGUCUUCAGCUUUAUGUUCAGAACUUCUGGAGCCAAGAGAGACGUCUUCCUACUGCAACCCUUGACCGCCUGCUGGCAGUGCUUCGUUCACUGUACUCCUGUCAAAUAGAAAGGAGUUUCUUAAGCUUGGCUACCAAUCUGAUGCUGGAAAUGACCAGUCAGAGUCCUGACUUCACACGAAACAUGUUUGAGUAUCCUCUGUCAGAGUGUACCUUCCAGGAUUAUGUCAUUGACUCCAACUGGCGCUUCAGAAGCACAGUGAUGACUCCCAUGUUUGUUGAAACCCAAAGCUCUCAAGAGAGUGUGGUGACCUCUCAGUCGGGAGUCAUGAAGGGGAAGCUCAGAGCCACUCAGACAUCCCUGGUGUUCACCCAAACCCAAACAUCAGGUCGACGUACAGCCUACAACUGGCUAACGGGCAGCACUGUGGAUACUCUAGCAGAGUACACUCCUGGCUCUGAAGCUCUGUCUUCACUGUUGGUGUUCAAUAAGAAAGCAGAGGGACAAGCUACAGCCAGGAGACCAGUAGGAGAGGGAUUUGGCCUGAGGCGCCUUACUGCAUCAACCACUGAGGUGGACAGUCGCACUAGAGCAGAAAAUGAGCAGCGUAAUAACAUCCUAAGACUGAGACGCAGAUUUCUCAAAGAUCAGGAGAAAGUCAGCUUGAGUUAUGCCCAAAAGGAGAUCCGACAGCAACGGCAGAAAAAGGAAGAAAAGGCUGAUAAAAGGCUGCGAAAAGAGGCUCAGGUGAGUCUCUAUCGCAGCUACAGAGUGGGAGAUUUCCCAGACAUCCAGAUCCAGUACAGUAGUCUCAUUGCCCCUCUACAGGCACUGGCCCAGAGAGACCCGAUUUUUGCCAAACAACUGUUCAGCUCCCUGUUUGCUGGUGUCCUCCAAGAAAUGGACAAACGCGACCCAAGUAAGAGUGAGAGUGUUAAAGAGGAGCUGCGGUGCAACAUGAAUGCUUUCCUGAGCAGGAGUACACUCUGCUUCCCCCCUUUCAUAGCAUGUGUACAGGACAUGUGCUUCCAGCAUAAGGAACUGCAGCAGCUCGAUCCAGCAGCCGUCAGCUCCACCAGCAUUGUGAGUGUGCAGCAGCCAUCGGGCAUCCUGCUGCUGGAAGAGAGCUUGCUGCACACCGCUGUCCAAGAUGAACCUCCAGCAAAACGACCACGCGGACGUAAAGAUAUCCACAUAGACACCAAAAAAUGGAUCCAUCUUGCAAAGCUUUACAGGUCUUUGGGUGAUUAUGAUGUCAUGCGCAGCAUCUUUGGUGGUAAAGUUGGGACCAAGUCAGUCACCAGUGAAGCGCUUCAAGCUGAAGCAAACAGUGACUUUGCUGAAGCUGUGAAGCUUUACAAUGAGGCUCUCAAUACUGAGGACUGGAGUGAUGGUGAGCCCACUGACUCUGAAAAGGACUUCUGGGAAAUGGCUGCUAUGGAAUCCUACAGUCAUUUGACUGAGUGGAAGUCACUGGAGUACUGCUCCACAGUGAACAUAGAUGAAAACUCCCCACCCAACCUUGACAAAAUGUGGUCAGAGCCUCUGUACCAGGAAAUGUAUCUCCCACACAUGAUGCGCAGCAUGUUGAAACAGCUGCAGCUGGGUGAGAGGGACCAAGCUCUUCUUAGCUUUGUUGACAAAGCCAUGAAGGUGGAGGAGCACAAGAAGCUGCUGGAAAGUCACUACAGCCAAGAGCUCAGCUUGCUGUACAUCCUGCAGGAGGACUAUGACCGUGCUAAAUACUACACCAACUAUGCCAUGCAGCUCUUUAUGGAGAGCUACUCCAGUGUGGAUACAGUGUUGACUGAGAGUCGGCUGAGCAUCCUGCAGUCAGUGCAGGCCUUAACUGAGAUCCAGGACUUCCUGCUGUUCAUCAAAAGAGAGGUGUCUGUGAGCUCCCUCAAGCAGCUCAUCAGAUUGUGGACUGAGCGGUAUCCUGAUGCUAAAGUGGAUCCAGUGAAUGUUUGGGACGACGUCAUUACAUCUCGAUGUUUCUUCUUGGACAAGAUCAGGGAAAAGCUGAAGGGCCACCCUCCCCGUGACCUUAUGGAAGCGGAUGGUUCGGAAGACCCAGCAUGUGAUGUUGAUGCACUAAUAAAUGACUGCAGGUUCAGCAUGAAGCUGCACAUGGCUGACAGUGCACUGAAGCAGAAUAACUUUCCUGUUGCUACCAAGCUGCUGAAGGAACUUCAAAGAGAAGCCAAAACAAACAGAGGCUGGUUGAUGCAGUGGGUCCACAGUUUUAGCCACUACAGCCAUAAACGCAGCCAGGCCCAAGAUCCAGUGGAGCAAAUCAGUGCCAUGCUGAAGACCAUCCCUCUCCUGGAGGACCUUCAGGCUGACUGUCAGAGUGCCACGGCUAAAGUAUUCAGACAGCAGAAGAUACUCGAGGCUCGGUCUUUGUACAUCCUGGCCACAGCUGUUGGCAGAAGCCCCUCGGUCCUGGAGGCUAUCGAAACUGAGAAAGCAGAGAGAGUUGUAAGGCUUUCUGGAGCUGCUUGGCCCAAUGAAAAUCCAAAGAAUGUGGCAGUAGGGCUGCAGGCUCAAGCGCUGAAGUUGUUAUGUGAUGCUGCCAGAAAGGCUGAUGAGGAGCUUCAGUCUUAUACCAAGGACUGUGUGGAAACCAGCAGCAUUGUAGAUGCAUACAUGACUUUGGCUGUCUUCUGUGACAAAGAACUACGAGAGGAGGAACAGACUGAUAACAAAAAUCAAUUUCCAGAUGCUCUGGCACUGCCUGUUCAUUUAGUGCAGAGCACACUGAAAGCACUGAAGCUGAACUCGGAGGAAGCUCACCUCAGGUUCCCACGUCUGCUGCAGAUCAUUGAGCUGUACCCUGUUGAGACACGAGACCUCAUGACAACAGAGUUGAUGUCGGUUCCCUGCUGGAUGCUGAUUGGCUGGAUCAGUCAAAUGGUUGCUCUCUUGGACAAGCCAGAAGCGGUGACAGUACAAAACAUUAUUGAGCAGAUAGCCGAGUGCUACCCACAAGCCCUGGUGUAUGCUCUCAUGACCAGCAGCGAGAGUUACCGGUUUGAGGACUCUGCUAUCGGACACCAGCAGCAGGAGUGCAUUAACAGACUUAGGAGCAUGCUGGAUAAAGGUGGCGCUGUGCAGAACUUUGUGGAUGCACUGCAGCAGCUUACAAAUCCUGACAUGAUUUUUAAGGAUUGGUGGGACAGUGUGAAAAAUGAACUGGGGAAACCGAGCCUUGACGGCAAGCGGAUAGCCGAGGUGUAUGAUGACAUGUACCGCUUGCUCGGGGAUCGUAACACAGAUGGUCAUGGACCGUUUCGAAAGAAGUUUAUCCAAAAAUUUGCCAAAGAUGUGGAGAGGCUGCUGGGACCUAAAGGCAGCAAGCUGUUUGAGAAGAGGAAAGACAAAAAAUUUGUGCAGCAAGUGGAUGACCUGGUGGCAUCCAUGCGUGAAUUUCAGUCUAAGAACAAAGAACCUGGGAACCUGAAGGAAUACUCACUCUGGUUGAAUGGAUUUAAAGCGGAUGCAUUCAGCAGUGAGCUGGAGAUCCCAGGACAGUACUGUGGCCGAUCUAAACCACUGCCAGAAUAUCAUGCAAAAAUAACGGGCUUUGAUGAAAGGGUAAAGGUGAUGUCCUCCAUUCGUCGUCCCAAACGUCUGAUCAUCCGCGGUGAUGAUGAGCGGGACCACUCGUUUCUGGUGAAGGGUGGGGAGGACCUCCGCCAGGACCAGCGCAUAGAGCAGCUUUUUGGUGUCAUGAAUGUUUUGCUAAGUCAUGAUGCUGCCUGCGCACACAGAGGCUUGCUGCUCCGCACCUAUCAAGUCAUUCCCAUAACCACAAGAAUUGGUGUAAUUGAAUGGAUGGAGAAUACUUGUACUCUGAAGGAGUUCCUGCACAGCACAAUGACUGACGAGGAACAUAAAAGUGCAGGGAGGGCUGCUGAAUUCUACAUUAAAUGGCUCUCGAGCUUUGAUCCAAAGUCAAAUGCACAUAUUUCACUAUAUGUUCUGACCUACAAGAAGGCAAAUCGUGCACAAACGGUCAGUAACUUUGUGAAGGUGUUGCAGCAUGUGCCCAGUGAUCUUCUGAAGAGAGCUUUUCUGAAGAUGUGCAAUAGUCCUGAGGCCUUUCUUUCCUUGCGGUCUCACUUUAGCAGCUCUCAUGCUUUGCUGUGUGUGAGCCACUGGGUUCUAGGUAUUGGAGACCGCCAUCUCUCCAACUUUAUGAUCAACAUGGAAACAGGAGGCAUGAUCGGCAUCGACUUUGGUCACGCAUUCGGUUCAGCUUCUCAGUUUCUCCCUGUGCCGGAGCUCAUGCCUUUCCGGCUGACCAGACAGUUUGUGAAUCUAAUGGAACCCUUGAAGGAAGGCUUGAUCAAGAGCAUCAUGGUUAAUUCCCUGCGAGCCUACAGGGCUGAGCCAGAUCUCUUGCUUACCACCAUGGAUGUGUUUGUCAAGGAGCCCUCGUUGGACUGGAAGAACUUUGAGCUGAAACAGCUGAAGAAAGGAGGCACGUGGACGAAGGACGUAAACAUCAAAGAAAUCAACUGGUAUCCAUUACAGAAGGUGAACUUUGCCAGAAGAAAACUAGAAGGAGCUAAUCCAGCUGUUAUAACCAGUGAGGAACUGAAGCUGGGCUUUGAGAAGGACAAGGAUGCCUUCUCGGGGUUGCAGUCUGUGGCUAGAGGGACUAAGGAGCACAACGUUCGUGCUAGGCUUCCAGAUGCCGGUUUGUCAGUGGAGCGGCAGGUGGACUGUCUGCUUGACCAGGCCAUGGACCCAAAUGUGCUUGGCAGAACCUUUGCGGGCUGGGAACCAUGGAUGUGAUCUUCCUGAUUUAUGAAAAACUUCUAAGUAAUCAUUUGCAGUAACUGGUGUGCAUGUUUAGUACGGAUCUUAGACACAUCUAGAAUGUCAGGAAAUGUACAGGAAAGGAAAUUUACAUCCACGUGAUCUCAAACAUUUCUUCUCUUGUACCUGUGAAAAGUUAUUGCCAUGUAGUUUGUUUUGGCACUUUGUAUGACAGGAUCAGCAUAUUGAACUGAACACCACCAAUUCGAGAUUAAAAUCUAAGUCUGGGAAAAAGAAAUUUGGGUAUUGCAUUACUUUAAGAAUUAGUUUUUAAAUUGGAGACAGAAUGGGCAUAAAUAUGAUCAUUUUGCCAUUUCUUGCACUUGUAUUCUGAUGGAAACACAUCAUUAGUGUUAUUAAUAUAAUGUUUCUUCUAAUAAGGCAAUAAACAGUGUU
This is a messenger RNA of Monopterus albus (swamp eel), 12917 nucleotides long. It is a transcript of the gene prkdc, whose product is annotated as protein kinase, DNA-activated, catalytic subunit. Gene Ontology annotation, biological process: telomere maintenance; double-strand break repair via nonhomologous end joining; intrinsic apoptotic signaling pathway in response to DNA damage. Gene Ontology annotation, cellular component: nucleus. Bases 150 to 12497 code for a protein of 4115 amino acids. The record is from RefSeq and is a predicted model, not a curated record. The transcript is spliced from 86 exons. Gene Ontology annotation, molecular function: DNA-dependent protein kinase activity; protein binding. NCBI's taxonomy places the organism in Eukaryota, Metazoa, Chordata, Actinopteri, Synbranchiformes, Synbranchidae.